Molecule: messenger RNA, 324 nt
Organism: Haemonchus placei
Lineage: Eukaryota; Metazoa; Nematoda; Chromadorea; Rhabditida; Trichostrongylidae
Source: the annotation of a GenBank genome assembly
AUGAAACCUCAAGACAAGUUUAUCGAGUGGAAUUCGAGCAUGGCACAACGACAGGGAAGCGAGUCAUCCGUAUCGAUGGGAAGUUCCAUUUUACAGGAGAUUCUACGGCGAGAUUGGAUGUUCAAGUUGGUUGGCAAAGAAUCAUUUCAACUCGGACCUAUGAAAUGCAUAAUCUCUGUAGAAGCACUAGGCACCUUCGCCUAUGAGUACUCCCUAGAGGUGAACGGCAAGAAUUACGAGAAAUUUCGUGAGGAACAGAGCAAAAAGCUAUUGUGCUGGGAAACUCACAUUGGAGGAGAGGAGACAAGGAUCGUACUAGGUUAG